AAAAACUUAGCAGCUUUUGUAUAAAUAGACGGUCAGUUUUAUGUUUUUAUGUAUAAUGAUGAAGUCGUUCGUUUUGGUUAGUGUAGUGGCUCUGUGCCUAGUAGCUGUCGCACAGUCGAUAGAGCUAGAGCGUCUUAGGGUAAAAAGAGGUUAUGGUUCUGGAGGAGGUGGAGGCGGUGGCGGCGGCGGCGGCGGAGGUGGUAGCGGCGGAGGAGGUGGUCACAAAGGAGGUUUCAGCGGAGGAGACCACGACGCUGGUGGUUUUAAUGGCGGAGGUAGAGGUGGUGGUGGAGGAUUUGGCGGUGGUCAAGGAGGAGGAGGUGGAUACGGCGGCGGUAAAGGCGGUGGUAGCAGCGGAGGAUUCGGAGGAGGCGAUAAAGGUGGUUUUGGAGGAGGACAAGGAGGCGGUGGAGGAUUCGGAGGCGGCAGUGGAGGCGGAUCAGGUGGUUAUGGAGGAUCUCACAGCGGAGGUGGUAUUGGGGGUUCUCAUAGCGGAGGCGGCCUUGGUGGUUCUCAUAGCGGAGGCGGUCUUGGUGGUUCUCACGGUGGAGGUGCUUAUGCAUCAGCUAAAGCUAAAGCUGGAUCUUACUAGGGAAAAGAGAACGACGAAAAGACAAGCAUUAUGUGAUUUUUUAUCUUCAAUUUCAAAUUUGUGUGUGUGUGUUUCAAUAAAUAUAUAAUACAGAAA
Diorhabda sublineata is the source of this 688-nucleotide messenger RNA. RefSeq lists its product as uncharacterized. The transcript is spliced from 5 exons. Lineage: Eukaryota; Metazoa; Arthropoda; Insecta; Coleoptera; Chrysomelidae. Bases 41 to 592 code for a protein of 183 amino acids. The record is from RefSeq and is a predicted model, not a curated record.